Trematosphaeria pertusa is the source of this 2439-nucleotide messenger RNA. RefSeq lists its product as uncharacterized. NCBI's taxonomy places the organism in Eukaryota, Fungi, Ascomycota, Dothideomycetes, Pleosporales, Trematosphaeriaceae. Bases 85 to 2439 code for a protein of 784 amino acids. The record is from RefSeq and is a predicted model, not a curated record. The transcript is spliced from 2 exons.
UCCAACCUCUUUCUUCACAUCAAAGAUUAUCCCAUUGCAUGCAGUCGCUUGGUGACGGUACCGCGAACACUCCCUUUUCUCGCAAUGGACGGACUUUCGGAGCUGGAUAAGUUAAGACAGGAACUAGCGAGGGCGCAACAGCGCGCAGACGAAGCAGAGCAGCAGCGAGAGCGAGAGCGACAGCGCGCGGAAGAAGCAGAGCAGCAGCGAGAGCGAGAGCGACAGCGCGCGGAAGAAGCAGAGCAGCAGCGAGAGCGAGAGCGACAGCGCGCGGAAGAAGCAGAGCAGCAGCGACAGCGAACCACACUAUCCGAAUACAUCAGAGGGUGCCAUGAUUACCUCGCGCAGACUUUCGCCGUCCAGACGGAUAAGAGCCUGACAUCGAAAGGAUCCAUCACCCGGCCCCAGGAUAAGAGAUGUCCAGCGCGCCUCUUGCCUUGGGGAGAGUUCCUGGAGCUGCAAAGAGACAUGCUGGGAAAGGUCUACUCGAUGUACCCUGGCCAGUCUCGAGACUUUGAGAGCUUGGACUUCCUCCGUGGUCUCGGGGAGAGGAUGGGCAAGAGAAAGGUGGGGAACGAGAAGGACCUUGAACACGUUCAGCACAAUGCGGUGGAGACGCCGGUAACAUCGAUUAUAGAGCAGCUGCAGAUCGAGGAUACAGUACGUGACGGGUUGGACCUCGGAGCCGGCAUUGUUUUCGAGAACCAUCCGAACGUUGCGAGCGACGUCGCCGAGGAACCGCAGCAGCGGCUCACAGGCCAAAACACCCCACCCAACAUACCGACCGGCUCCAGGCCUGACCUCAACCAAUUACGGGCCGAUCAGAUAUGUGUUUACAAGUGCGACGAGGAUGAUCCGGCUCGGCGUCGGUUGGCUUAUGUUGUCGAGUACAAGGCACCACAUAAGCUUACCCUUCCCCACCUGCGCCUUGGUCUCCGGGAAGUAGACAUCUACCAAGACAUCGUUAAUCGGGUCACAAAGCCGCGGGCGGAGGACGUGGAGGCCCUCUUUCAAUAUCACGCAGACCGGUUGGCGGCGGCUGCUGUUGUUCAAACCUUCCACUACAUGGUUGAAGGGGGCCUUGAAUACAGCUAUAUGACGACGGGGGAGGCCUUUGUUUUCCUGCACAUCGACUGGGCUGACCCGACUACCCUCUAUUUCCACCUGGCUGAGCCUCUUGAAGAGUUCCAAGCGCACGCGGAAAACUCGCUUCAUUGCACCGCCGUCAGCCAAGUGCUCGCUUUCACCCUUCUUGCUCUUGCCUCACCCCUUCACGGGCAAGACGAGAUUCAGAGGACUAUUGAGAGUCUGAAUGUAUGGAGAGAAGAUUAUGAUAGCAUUCUACGUGCUAUCCCGGAAACGGAACGAAAACAGACACCGUCGCCAUCCGCAUUUGAACCGAGGACCUACAGCCAUUUCGAUCGGUCACCCUACAUAUUCCGGUCAAAGAAAAAGAGGGGCAGGCCAGGCGCAUGCAGUUCGGGAUCCGAUCUCCUUAACAGGGAGCCGUCUCCAGAUGGCUCAGAUGACGAAUUCCACAUGCCGGACUCGCCAACCCAGCCAAGGACCUCUAAGCGGUCGGGGACAGCUGGACGAUCUUCUCUACUCGACCGUCUAGGCUCGUCCAACCAGGGUGGCCAGAGUCGUCCGUACUGUACCCAAGGCUGCCUGCUUGGCCUGAUUCACGGGCGCCCGUUGGACAAUAGCUGCCCCAACUUCUCGCUUCAUCGUGGCGAGCAGCACCGUGACCCUCGAUACCACCCCGUAACCCACGAGACAUGGCUGCGGCUACUCCACGAGCAGCUUACCCGGACAUUGGACAAUGACAUCGUCCCUCUUGGGAAGCAGGGCGCACGAGGGAUACUGUUCCAGGUCACACUGAGCAUGUACGGCUACACCAUUAUUGCCAAAGGGACAGUUUUUGCUUUCCUGGAGGACCUUCGGCACGAGGCCGCCGUGUACCAGCGGCUCCAGAACCUCCAAGGCGUUUGCGUCCCGGUUUUCUUGGGAGCCGUGGAUCUCGCUCGCCCGUACUACUAUGACUUCCGGGUUCGCGUUGUCCACGUGAUGUUUCUCUCGUGGGCGGGAGACGAUGUAGUGGACGGCGAUGUGGGAGGGGAUGAUCGGCGGAAGCGGAGCAAGGAGUUGGUGCGCUCAGUCCGUGAUGUCCACCGGGCAGGUGUAGUGCACGGGGACAUACGAGCGGCCAACGCACUCUGGAAUGGGGAGGUCCGGCGGGUCAUGCUUAUAGACUUUGAGCGGGCCGUCCUGGCGGAAUCGCGUCGUCUGCUGCUGUCGCCUGUACGUCUGAAUUUGAAGAGGAAGCGACAAACUGAGCGGUCAUGGAGAUCUUUCAAUGAGGAUGGAGAUGUUGACGGCUCAGCGAAUGUUCUAUUCGUCGACGACAAUAAUUUAGAAAUAGUCGAUUUGGAUAGGUAG